GUCAGAGCUGGACAGGCGCCCUGCCUCAAGAUGUCUAAAAAGAUCCGUGGAGGCCCUGUUGUGGAGAUGCAAGGAGAUGAAAUGACACGGGUCAUCUGGGAACUGAUUAAAGAAAAGCUGAUUUUUCCAUAUGUAGAUCUGGAUUUGCACAGCUAUGACUUGGGCAUUGAGCAUCGAGAUGCUACAAAUGAUAAAGUAACCGUGGAAGCUGCUGAAGCAAUAAAGAAGUACAACGUUGGCAUAAAGUGUGCAACCAUCACUCCUGAUGAGAAGAGAGUGGAGGAGUUUAAGUUGAAGCAGAUGUGGAAGUCUCCCAAUGGGACAAUUAGAAACAUCCUAGGUGGCACUGUCUUCAGGGAGGCUAUUAUCUGCAAGAACAUUCCCCGACUGGUAUCUGGAUGGGUGAAACCCAUUGUCAUCGGCCGUCAUGCUUACGGGGAUCAAUACAGAGCAACUGAUUUUGUGGUACCUGGGCCUGGAAAAGUAGAGAUGACCUACACUCCAGGAGAUGGUGGCAAACCAGUCACAUACCUGGUCCAUAACUUUGAAAGCUGUGGUGGUGUAGCCAUGGGAAUGUACAAUCUUGACCAGUCUAUUAAGGAUUUUGCCCACAGUUCCUUCCAAAUGGCAUUGUCUAAAGGCUGGCCUCUCUACAUGAGCACCAAGAACACUAUCCUGAAGAGAUACGAUGGCCGCUUCAAAGACAUUUUCCAAGAGAUCUAUGACAGAGAAUACAAAUCCCAGUUUGAAGCCAAAAAGAUCUGGUAUGAGCACAGGCUCAUUGAUGACAUGGUUGCUCAGGCCCUGAAAUCAGAAGGCGGCUUUGUUUGGGCCUGCAAGAACUAUGAUGGAGAUGUGCAGUCUGACUCUGUUGCACAAGGCUAUGGCUCUCUGGGGAUGAUGACCAGUGUGCUGAUCUGCCCUGAUGGCAAGACUGUUGAAGCAGAAGCUGCUCAUGGCACAGUUACUCGUCACUACCGCAUGCACCAGAAAGGCCAGGAAACUUCUACCAACCCCAUUGCCUCCAUCUUUGCAUGGACAAGAGGACUUGCACACAGAGCUAAGCUGGACAACAACACUAGCCUUAAGACCUUUGCAACUGCCCUGGAAGAAGUGUGCAUUGAGACCAUUGAAUCUGGCUUCAUGACAAAGGACCUUGCUGCUUGCAUCAAAGGCCUACCAAAUGUCACACGCUCUGACUACCUGAACACCUUCGAAUUCAUGGACAAGCUUGCUGAAAACUUGAAGGGGAAGCUGGCCUCUCUGCCUAAAUAAGACAUGGGUUCUAUGCAAACUCUACUAAUCAAGCAUCUCCCACCUACAUGAGAGUGUAAGUGGUACUCUAUCCCACUCGGCUGUGUAACAUUUCAAA
Messenger RNA from Indicator indicator, 1372 nucleotides. It is a transcript of the gene IDH1, whose product is annotated as isocitrate dehydrogenase (NADP(+)) 1. Lineage: Eukaryota; Metazoa; Chordata; Aves; Piciformes; Indicatoridae. Bases 31 to 1275 code for a protein of 414 amino acids. Gene Ontology annotation, biological process: isocitrate metabolic process. Gene Ontology annotation, cellular component: mitochondrion; peroxisome; cytosol. Gene Ontology annotation, molecular function: magnesium ion binding; NAD binding; isocitrate dehydrogenase (NADP+) activity. The record is from RefSeq and is a predicted model, not a curated record. The transcript has 9 exons.